AUGCCAGAAAUUGACUAUGGCUGCAAUAGUGUAAUUUUUAACGGAAAAAUUUUGAUAUCUGGGAUUAAAAAUAGGAACCUUUGGUUUUCAGAAAUUCCUUAUAAAUUUGGAACAGAUAAAAGAAAAAUCCUAAUAAACGCAGAGAGAUUAUAUUUGAUAGAAUCUAAUAGGGGAUUGAUAUAUGAAAGUGAGUUCGGGGAUGAAUAUACUUGGAACGAAAUAGCAGAAUCAGUUAUCAAUGGUUUUCCACAUCAAGUUUAUUACUCAUAUAACAAAGGAGCAAUCUAUAUUAGCUGCUUUGGGCUUCCCAAUUACUAA
Messenger RNA from Blepharisma stoltei, 318 nucleotides. Lineage: Eukaryota; Ciliophora; Heterotrichea; Heterotrichida; Blepharismidae. The record is from the annotation of a GenBank genome assembly.